GAAAUCUUCCUUUAUCGUCGCCCAGACAAACGAUUCGAGGCACUGAUGCAGUCUCAACAUGCUAUGGCAGUGAAGUCACAAACACAACCAUACUCUCCGCCUCUCUCUACGGAGACCAUUCUUUCCACUCACCCUAAUGAUAGCUCUGUGUUCCCUCCUCCUGCCGGAGAUAGCGCUUCUCAAUGCCCCGACGAUGGUCUUGUUGUAUCCGAUGGAACCCAAAAUGGAACCGUCAGUCCCGCUAGUGCAGCUUCGCGUAAUGACACAAACGGAAUCGAGGACCAUUCAAAUAAAAUUGUUGGUGGCGAACUCGGCAGCUUUUCGAAGAAGUUGGAUGAGACGGAAGAAAAAGUGAACAGUGCAGAAACAGACGCAUCAGCUGGGGCCAAGUGUGGGGCCCAUGAGAAAGAGGAAAGGGAGGAAAAGGAAGCAGAGAAUGACGUUUUUAGUGGCCUCUCUGACCACGAAAACCCGUGUGACGACGGCCUCUCGCGCGAACAGCGCAGUUUUGCUCGUUACGAAUCUCCUCGAGACGUGGAGGGAAGAGAAGAAAAGACGGUAGAAGGGGGAGAGGAGGGGAAGGACGGAGUGACAAAGGAAAGGGUGACUCAACUCGCAUCCUUUGAUUCCCCAAUUCCUGCAAUCACUUGA
Hydatigera taeniaeformis is the source of this 651-nucleotide messenger RNA. Lineage: Eukaryota; Metazoa; Platyhelminthes; Cestoda; Cyclophyllidea; Taeniidae. The record is from the annotation of a GenBank genome assembly.